This is a messenger RNA of Drosophila innubila, 10656 nucleotides long. It is a transcript of the gene zfh2, whose product is annotated as zinc finger protein 2. The record is from RefSeq and is a predicted model, not a curated record. Gene Ontology annotation, biological process: regulation of transcription by RNA polymerase II. Bases 142 to 10617 code for a protein of 3491 amino acids. The transcript is spliced from 11 exons. Gene Ontology annotation, cellular component: nucleus. NCBI's taxonomy places the organism in Eukaryota, Metazoa, Arthropoda, Insecta, Diptera, Drosophilidae. Gene Ontology annotation, molecular function: RNA polymerase II cis-regulatory region sequence-specific DNA binding; DNA-binding transcription factor activity, RNA polymerase II-specific.
AACCCAAUCGAAAUCGGAUCCAAAAUUGGAUUUGGAAUCGGAAUUGGCCAGAGGCUCUAAAUGAGUCAAAAGCGAAGGAGAAUUACUUGUAUUCGGAUCCAUUAACAGUUGCAGUCCAAUAAUGCAAAUGACGGCUCUCCAAUGUCCAGUUCUGAUGUUGAAACUUUCAAUGGGAAAAUAGUAUACAAUCUUGAUGGAAGUGCGUUUAUUAUCGAUGCAGGCAAUGCGACUGUCUCGAGCCUUAGCUUAAGUUCAAGCGGUGCCACAGCCACAGCCACAGCUACAGCCACAGCCACGCCCACAGGCAUACACACAACUACAACACGCUCCCAAUUGGUUGGAAGUGGGAAAGGAGCUGACAGAUUAAUCAAAUCGAGCGAGGAUCGAGUGCGAUCGCGUCAAGGUCAAUCUGAAGCGGAUAACGGAAGCCGACCCGGAUGCGGAACUAGAUCUGGAGCUGAAACUGAAGCUGAAGCUGGAGCUGGAGCUGGAGCUGAAACCGAUUACCAGCUGAGUCCGAAAAUUCAUUCGUUCCGUGUGGUCUCCGCCCAAGAUGCCAGUACACAUUGUCAGGAUCCAGCAAUUGCCUUUCAGACAAAUAAGCACAGAUCGAAGCCGAUAUUAAUGUGCUUCAUAUGCAAAUUGUCCUUUGGCAACGUCAAUUCGUUUAGUUUGCAUGCGAAAACGGAGCACAGACUCAAUCUGGAGGAGCUGGAGCAGCAGCUUCUAAAUCGCGAAUAUUCCAGUGCCAUCAUUCAGCGUAAUAUGGAUGAGAAGCCGCAAAUCUCAUUCCUCCAGCCCCUGGAUGUUAACCAGAUAGCCGGUGGUACAGGCGUUGGUACAGCCGGUAUUGGCUGUAUUGGUGUUGGUGUUGGUGUUGAUGCGGGAAGUGGCGGUAAUUUUGUCGAGUCAAUGGAGGAUCAGGAUAUUGCCGCUUCUCAAUUAUCAGCCGAUAAUGCCAGCAUCGGCAAUGAUGAUCGAGAUCAAGAUGAUGAUCGCGAUCGAGAUGAUCGUGAUGCACCUAAAGUAGCAGUUAAAUCAACUGUGAAACUUAGUUCCUUAAAUUCAGCAACAUCAAAGACUAAUAAUCCUAUAAAAACAACAAAAACAACAAGCACAACGACAACGACAACGACAACAACAACAACACCGGCACCCUCAUUAUUAUCUUCAAUCUCAUCCAGUGUCUCACCUGUCUCCACAAUCCGACAGACAGAGGCAGACAGAGAGUUAGAACCAGAACCAGCGGAGACAUUAGAUGAGAACAAGGUGGAAGCAACAGCAAGUGAUGACUCGCCUCUGGAUCUGGUGGAUCUGAAGGCGCCUAGUACUGAUAAUAUAAGUAGCGAUAAGUCUAUAACUAAACGCAGCCAAGGAGCCAGGACCAGCAGUCCAAACGAUCCUCCAUCUCCUACUGAUUCUCCGUUUCCGUCUUCGUCUCCGUUUCCGUCUUCACCUCCAGCUCCAGUUUUAGCAUCAGCUUCAGCUUCAGCUCAGAGACCUAUGGACUUGGAUGCCGAUGCCAGUGCAGCGGAUAUAUUGCAACAGCAUCUGUUGUCGCUUCAGGAGCAACAGCAGCAACAAGUGAUUGCUACUGGAGGCGUCUUCCCACCGAUACAAUCCCAGGCUCAGGCCCAGGCUCAGGCUCAGGCACAUCUCAGUUCCUUUCAUGCAUCCCUCGCAGCGCUGGCAAACGAACAGAAUGCGAGGGGUGUCAAACUACUAACGGACUUUCUGCAGCAGCAACUACAACAUCAGCAGCAGCAACAGCAGCAACAACUUCUUCAGUUCCCAACUACUUGCUCGGACCAUCCAGAUUUCAAGGGAGUGGACUGUAAGGCAUGUGAACUGAUGGAAAUUCAACCACUAAUGGGUAUAAAAUCACCGGCAACUCCACAGUCACAGUCACAGUCACAGUCCCAGUCCCAAUGUCAAUCUCAAUCCCAAACACAAUCACAAUCACAGUCUCAACCUCAACGAUCACCUAAUAACAACAGUAGUGGGGGAUUGUCAUCGUCCAUGCCCAUCUCGCCCAGCGCCUCAUCGGUUGCCAGUGUUGGUAAUCCUACUGCCUCCAGCUUCACAAUUGGCGCCUGCUCCGAGCACAUCAACGGACGUCCUCAAGGUGUCGACUGCGCUCGAUGUGAGAUGCUGUUGAAUUCGGCCCGACUAAACAGUGGAGUCCAGAUGUCAACCCGUAACUCCUGUAAGACCCUCAAAUGUCCGCAAUGUAAUUGGCAUUAUAAAUACCAGGAGACGUUAGAGAUCCAUAUGCGUGAGAAACAUCCGGAUGGCGAAAGUGCUUGUGGCUAUUGUUUGGCAGGUCAACAGCAUCCACGUCUAGCGCGGGGAGAGUCCUACUCGUGUGGGUAUAAGCCAUACCGCUGCGAGAUAUGUAACUACUCGACUACGACAAAGGGCAAUCUGUCCAUUCACAUGCAGUCGGACAAGCACCUGAACAACAUGCAGGAGCUGAACAGCUCACAGAAUAUGGUGGCAGCUGCCGCAGUAGCCGCAGCGAGUGCCAAGCUCCUGCUUCCCAGUCCUUCAUCAUCCCAGGUGGGGGUUGGAGUCGGAGUUGGAGUGGGAACUGGAGUUGGAAGUGGAUCAGGAUUAGGAUCAGGAUCAGGAUCAGGAGCUGGAGCAACGGCAGCAGCUGGUACAGCUAAUGCCGGCUCUAGUGCCAAUGGUACUGCUCAAGGUAGCACUGUGGGUAGUGCGAGUAAUCCUGGAUCAGGAGCAGGAUCAGGAUCACAAUCACAAUCACAAUCGGGUGGUUCCAUCAAGCCGAAGCCCUCGUUCCGUUGCGACAUCUGCAGCUAUGAGACGUCGGUUGCUCGAAAUCUACGCAUCCAUAUGACCAGUGAGAAACAUACGCACAACAUGGCCGUACUCCAGAACAAUAUCAAGCACAUCCAGGCCUUAAAUUUCCUGCAACAGCAACAGCAACAGCAACAGCAGCAGCAGCAGCAAAGUUCUGUUUCUGGAUCUGCAACUGGAGUUGCAGCUGGAGCAAAUGCCAAUAGUUUUCUACCUGGUCCAGAGGUGGCUUUGGCCGAUUUUGCCUACAAUCAGGCACUAAUGAUACAGUUGCUCCAACAAAAUGCAGUACAACAGCAACAGCAACAGCAACAAACGGCAGUAAAUAGCAAAUUGUCGCCAACAUCGCCAUCACCAGUGAGCACUCCCGACCAAUUCUCAUUCUCCAUCUCACCACAACCCAUGAAGAUCUCUCAGGGAAUGGGCAUGGGAAUGGGAAUGGGAAUGGGAAUGGGAAUGGGAGUGGGCAUGGGAAUGAAUAUGGGAAUGGGCAUGAAUAUGGGAAUGGGUAUGAAUAUGGGCAUGAAUAUGGGUAUGGCUAUAAAUGAAACGGUAGCAUCAACUGCAGAGACAUCAGGAGAGCAAUUAUCACAGCCCACUAGCUUGCCGGAAUUGUGGCCAACAGCUCUAUAUAGUUGCCUGAUCUGUGACAGCUUUAGCACCAAUAAUAUGGAUGAACUGAAUCAGCAUUUGCUGUUGGAUCGAUCCCGUCAAUCCCCGACUGCUUCCACCGACAUUAUGGUCAUCCACAACAAUAACUAUAUAUGCCGAUUGUGCAACUAUAAGACGAAUCUGAAGGCCAACUUUCAGUUGCACAGUAAAACGGAUAAGCAUUUACAAAAACUAAACUUUAUCAAUCAUAUACGCGAGGGCGGCUCGAGAACUGAAUACAAGUUGCAGUAUCAGCCGCAGCUUGCCACAAAUGUGGUGCAAUUAAAGUGCAACUGCUGUGACUUCCACACCAACUCAAUACAGAAGCUUUCGUUGCACACUCAACAGAUGCGACACGACACAAUGCGAAUGAUCUUCCAACAUUUGCUCUAUCUAAUACAGCAAAGUCGUAUGCGAAAGGUAUCGUUAGAACUAUCCAUGGAACAGCUGGAGGAUCAGCAGGAACAAAACUCUCAGUCUCAGUCUCAGUCGCAGUCGCCGUCGCAGUCUCAGAAAGUCCUUUGUUGUCAGCUAUGCAACUUUGGAGCCAAGAACCUACACGAUAUGGUGUUGCAUGUUAAGGGUCUGAGGCAUAUGCAGGUCGAGCAAUUCAUUUGCCUUCAACGACGCAGUGAGAACCUUGAGAUGAUUGCUUUAAACGAAGUAUUUAAAGUCACCGACAAACUCUCCGCUGGCAACGCUGAAGACGCAGUCCUUGAUGUUGGACUAAAAUUGGGAACAACAACUGGAUCAGGAUCACAAUCAGUAUCCGGGAUAGAAGCCGGAUUCGGUGGGCAGGGGAUACCGUUAGCUGAGAGCAACAUAUUUUCGCCAGCCUCUGUCUCAAGUUGCUCGACAACAGGUGGCAAGAGUCAGAUACAGAACUCAAAUCCGAAUCCGAAUCAGAAUAUGCACAUUAUGUCACCGAUGGCGACAGUUGGAGAUUUGAGUGGAACGACAACGCCAACAACAACGGUAUUCAAAUGUAAUCUCUGUGAAUAUUUUGUGCAAUCAAGAAAGGAAAUAGUUCUCCAUUUGGAGGCAAUGCAUCCGACAGCGGAGAGCGAAGACUUCAUCAGUAUACCAACAAAUGCGGCUGCCUUGCAGGCUUUCCAGACAGCUGUUGCCGCUGCCGCUCUUGCGGCCGUGCAGCGUUGCAAUGCCACGCCCACAACACCCGAGGAGGAGGAUGGGGAACCACAAUCACAGCCAGAGAAUGCAGAAUGCCAAUUUGACAUCAAGCGUGAGCAGAUGGAUGAGAAUGAAGAUCCCAUCGAGAAUCGAAGCAAAGCUCUGGAACGCAAUCGAAGUAAUGAUGAAUCUCAGCCAGAAUCAUCUGGUGUGUCGUGUCCAUUGUGUCUGGAGAGUGGCUAUAAUGAGAAGUCCUUGCUGGAGGAACAUCUAAUGAGCGUUCACAGCGUAACACGAGAUGGCUUGGCUAGGCUUCUACAGUUGGUUGAUCAAAAGGCCUGGCGAUCCUCUAAAAAGGAGGAUCCCUCCACCAUAACAACAUCAACAGCAGUAACAACAGCAGUAACAACAGCAGCAACAGCAGCAGCAGCAGCAGCAGCAGCAACAACAACAACAACAGCAGCAGCAGCAACAACAACAACAAGUUCCUCUGGGGGUGGUGGUGGUGGUGUCAUGCAGGGAAUAUCCUGUCAGCUGUGUGAGGCAUCCUUUAAGCACGAGGAGCAGCUGCUUCAGCAUGCCCAGCAGACACAGCAUUAUCCAGUGCAGAACAGCGAUUACCUUUGUCUAGCCAGUCAGUCAGCCAGUCUAGCCUGCUCAAUGACCUUUGCCACAUUGCCGGCGAUGAUAUCGCACUUUAAGGAUACGCACAUGAGUCUCGUGAUCUCGGAGCGACAUGUCUACAAAUACCGCUGCAAGCAAUGCUCGCUGGCAUUCAAGACGCAGGAGAAGCUCACCACACACAUGUUGUACCACAGCAUGCGAGACGCCACCAAAUGCUCCCUUUGCCAGCGCAAUUUCCGUAGCACUCAGGCCCUACAGAAGCACAUGGAACAGACACAUGCCGCCGAGUGUCAGAAUCGAGAUGAAAGUCCUCGAGAUCGAGAGCGAGAGCGCGAUCUAUCGCCAAGUUCCAGCUCCAAUAAUGACAAUACAGACAAACUGCAAGCUGACAUCUCCAUUCCCAUUCCCAUCCCUACAUCCCCAUUUGACUUUAGUGCCACGCGACCAAGUGAGCUAGUUGUCAAAAUGAACGAGACUGUAAAGCGUUGCUCCCAACGAUCGCGAUCCCCCUUUCCACCAGAAAAGUCCUCCAAGUCGGAGUCGCAAGAUAUCUCUGCAUUACUAUCGCCGAAUCCGCUUGAGGCGCCACCAACAGAGCAGCAGCAACAUUUUGCCGCACUGACAGCAGCAUUGCUGAAGCAGCAACAGCAGCAACAACAGGAUGCUGUUGGGUUUGAGGCAGAUGGACAGUUGGCUCUGUCUCCUGGAGAAUUGGCACUGCAGCUGGGAAAGAGUCAACAACAUCAGCUGGGUCCUUUUGCAGGCAUGAAUCCGCAAUCGUUGCAGGGUCUGCAGAGCCUACAAAACUUGCAACAGAUGCAACAGCAAUUAAGCGCCGCCGCAGCAACAUCGGGAAUGCCCAUUAAUCCGGUGGAUAUGCUCAAUCUAAUGCAAUUCCAUCAUCUGAUGUCACUAAAUUUUAUGAAUUUGGCGCCUCCUUUGAUAUUCGGAGCUAAUGCAACUGGGGGCUGCUCGGCAGGAGCAGAUGGAAGUGUUCAGAACAAUGGCAUUGGCACAUCUCUCAGCUCGACUGGCAACUCCUCCGCCUGCCUGGUGGAUUCUGGAGCCACUGGAACUGGCACAGGCACAGGAACAGGAACUGGCGAUGGGCCCAACAUGAGUAUCCUUUCACAGUCAAAUACAGUCACAGUCAGUAAUAAUAAUCAGCAACAACUUAGCAACAAUCAGAAAAGGGCCCGCACCCGCAUCACAGACGAUCAGCUCAAGAUUCUUCGAGCACAUUUCGAUAUCAACAACUCUCCAAGCGAAGAAAGUAUUAUGGAAAUGUCGCAAAAAGCAAAUCUUCCAAUGAAGGUUGUCAAGCAUUGGUUUCGCAAUACACUGUUUAAGGAACGUCAACGGAAUAAGGAUUCGCCAUACAACUUUAAUAAUCCGCCUUCAACGACACUUAACUUGGAGGAGUACGAGCGCACUGGUCAAGCCAGAGUUACUUCUUUAAGCGAUACUACACCCACCACCCAAACAACAACAACAACUGGAACAGGAACAGGAACGGAAUCUGGAACGGGAACGGGAUCUACACAUGAUCGGAAUCAUACAGCUGUGGACACUUUGACAACGACAUCCACAUCGAUAUCAGCUGGAUCUGGAUCUGAAUCUGUAUCGCGUUUAGCAUUAACAAAUUCCACUAGCAGCAUAUCCGACUAUUUCCGAACACAAUCGAAUAUGAUAUGCACAAAGUCUGAGCAGGAGGAUUUGGUAGGGUUGCCAUUACCACUGGAGGUUCAAAUAAAGACGGAGCCACAAGACGAAAAUGUUGGCUCUACGGAGUUUGUGUUUCAUAAGAAGGAACCUAAGCAACAACAGCAACAACAGCAACAACAACAACAACAGCAACAACAACAACAACAACAGACACAACAUUCACUUCAAUUUUUAAAGCAAAAUCAGGGUAUAGGCGAUAUGGGCUUGGAAUCUGGAUCAUCGCAUCAGGAUAUGGAAACUAUGCAUGAACAGUCAACAACAUUUCAUCACUAUCACAACCAGCAACAACAGCAACAGCUGCAACAGCAACAACAACAGCAUCAAGUUAAUUGUUUUGAGACAAAAUCGGAAAGUGGUAGCUCCGAUGUACUUUCCCGUCCUCAGACUCCGAAUAGCAUUGCGGCGGGAAAUCUUUAUAGCAGUAUGAACGAUUUGCUAAGUCAGCAGCUGGAAAAUAUGGGCAGCAAUAUGGGACCGCCAAAGAAAUUGCAAAUCGCUGGUAAAUCAUUUGAGAAGCUAUCCGGAACGGUAUCGGGAUUGGUAUCGGCAUCAGCAUCAGCAUCGGCAUCGGCAUCGGCAUCGGUAUUGGCAUGUGCACAGCUUGAAAGCAACUCAUCGAAUUCAUCAAAUUCAUCGUCAUCGACAUCGGGAGGAAAACGGGCAAAUCGAACACGUUUCACGGAUUAUCAGAUAAAAGUGCUACAGGAGUUUUUCGAAAACAAUUCGUACCCAAAAGACAGUGACUUGGAGUAUUUGAGCAAACUGUUGUUGCUGUCGCCACGUGUGAUUGUUGUUUGGUUCCAGAAUGCCCGACAAAAGCAACGCAAAAUCUAUGAAAAUCAGCCAAAUAAUUCGCUAUAUGAAAGCGAGGAAACCAAGAAGCAAAACAUAAACUACGCCUGUAAAAAGUGUAGCCUGGUCUUUCAGCGUUAUUAUGAAUUGAUACGGCAUCAGAAGAAUCAUUGCUUCAAGGAGGAGAAUAACAAGAAGUCAGCUAAAGCCCAAAUAGCGGCUGCACAAAUCGCACAAAAUCUUAGUUCAGAGGAUUCAAAUUCAUCCAUGGACAUACACCAUACAGCAGUAGUCGGAGUUGGUGUGGGAGCUGGUGUUGGUGUUGUGCCUCAAAAUGUGGCAGCUGCUGUUGCUGUUGCUGCUGCCGCUGCAGCAGCUCAUUCCCACUCGCAUUCCCACUCGCACUCGCACUCCCACUCGCAUUCUCACUUCGUUUCAUCGCCCUCGCCGCAGCAUUUGUUUAGUAAAUCAUCGUCCUUAACGGACUUUAGUCCGUCAACAACUCCGACUCCGCCGCAACGGGAGCGCAGCAACAGUCUCGAUCAGCAGCGGAUGCCAAAGUUUGAGUGUGAUAAGUGCGAUUUGCAGUUUAAUCACUUGGAAUUGUUGCGGGAGCAUCAAUUGAUGCAUCUCAUGAAUCCGGCACUCUUUAGUCAGCAGUCGAAUCAGUCGUCGGUCGACGCAUCCUACGGACCCUUUGGCAGCAUUUUGCAAAGUCUGCAACAAGCAGCCCAACAACAACAGCAGCAACAACAGACGGAAUCACAAGCACCGCCAGCGAAGAAAAGGAAGUAUUCGGAGAGCUCAUCUAUUGCCGAGGAGGCAGCGUCUAUUGGGGAGUUUGAGGCAACAGAAACAGGAGCAACAAAUGCAACAGCAACAGCUUCACAUGGGAAGAGCUACGAGUUCCUAUACCAAUACUUUUUGCAACAUGAGACAAAUACUGAAACGAAGCAACAGUUCAUACAACAGCAACAACAACUAGGAACAAGCGAUACAAAUCUUGAGCUGGAAUUUUUAAGCAAUUUCUAUCAGCAAAGUGAGCUUAAGAAAAUCAAUAGCUAUGAUUUUUUACUACAAUAUUAUCGCAAAAAUAAUGAGGAAUCAUCCGCGAAACAGGAACAAUCAUCUUUUAGCUCGAGUAAAAAGCCAACAAUUGAGUUCCUUUUGCAAUAUUAUCAAUUAAAUGAGUCGAAAAAGUUUUUUCAGUUAGUUGCCUCGCCCCAAAUAACAGCUGAUGGCACAGGAUCGAUGCCGUCGUCACAGCAGCCGAACGUGACGACGGAUGAAAUGACAAAUGAUAUCGGCAGGCGAGGGCAAUUAAAACAGGAUCAACAGGAUCAGCAGCAGGAUCACAAACUCGAACAGGAUAUUCUUUAUUACAAUACAAAGUCACAGAUACAGAUACAGAUACCGAUACAGAUGAAUGGAGGGGAGAGCGAUAACGAUAAGAGCUCACAAAAUGGACUUGGUCCGAUUACAACUACAACUACAGUACCUAAUGACAUCGAUGAUUCAUCAUAUGAAAAACUAAAUAACAAUCAUAUCAAUGCUAACUUUAGCCUAACUGAGGGAAAACACUAUGAUUUGAUGAGACAGUCAACAAAAAAUGAUAUCGAUAACGAUAACGAUAACGAUAAUCAAACAGAUCGCACCGAUUGCUUAAAACAACUCCGAACCGAUAAUCCAAAUAAUGGCAAUAAGCACAAUGGACUUCAACGGAGUAGCGAAAGGGUUCGAAACUCAAACUCCACUGAUACGGAUACGAAAUCACAGUAUUUUCAAAAUCUUGAAGACUUCCUCGAUGCCACCAUGAUUGAAAAUAAUUCGCAAAUGCUAACGUUCAAUGACACUGACAAUGACAAUCCCAAUCCCAAUCCCAGUGUCAGUCCAAAACUGAAAAUUAUCGAAAAUGCAGCCCUCUCAUCGGCUGUUAAUAUCAAUGUCAAUGUCAAUGCGAAUGACUCUUUACCUUCCGACUCCUCCUCAGUUCAACUGUGUGCUCCAUCCAAGCAAAAUAAACGCCUGAGGACUACAAUUCUUCCAGAGCAAUUGAAUUUCCUGUAUGAGUGCUAUCAAAAUGAAUCAAAUCCCAGUCGAAAAAUGCUUGAGGAGAUUUCCAAGAAAGUUAAUCUUAAGAAACGUGUCGUCCAGGUUUGGUUUCAAAACUCACGGGCCAAAGAUAAGAAAUCUCGUAAUCAGCGCCAAUACGCCCACAUUUCGGAUGACAACAACAGUUUUGAUGGAUCGAGCGGCAAGGAAGCCGGUAACAGUAACAGUAACUGCAAUAGCAUAAAUAUGAAAUCCCUUCCACUGAUCCAAGAGGCGAUGACAGGUUCCGUUUCCGCUUCCGGCUCUUUAAUUGAAACGGAAACGGAUCAACAGUUGCAGUAUUGUCAACUAUGCCAGAUUCCGCAGGUGAAUAUGCAGAAGCAUGCGUUCAGUGUGGAGCACAUUUGCAAGAUGAAGGAACUUAUUGAGCAAACCAGCGAGUUGUAUAACCAGAGCGACAAUGACAAUGAUUCGGACAGGGAGAAGCGAUUCUACAGCCUCUCCAAGGCAUUGCUCCUACAGCAUGUUGUCUCCAACGUCACCAAUGCCAUUGAGAAGCCAUCCAACACUUUUGAUCUGCCAUCGGAGACAACCUCGACGACUAUGGAGACCAUGACAGGCACUGUAAGGACCGAUGUAAAGGCCACCGAUCGCGAUCACGAUGACGAUGACGAUGACGAUGACGAUGACAUGAACGAGGUUGGCAAUCAAACAAAUAAUUCAACUGGGAAUCGAGACAUCAUGCAACAGUUAUUUAACCGCAAUCACAUCACCGGUAAGAUUUGCGGACCUAUUUUGAAAAUGCUGUAUCUGUAUCUGUAAUUUUGGUUGUUAAACAUAAGAUGGACCUGGCAUUCGGCA